UAAAAUCGUAAGAAUAAAGAUAUACACUAACGAGCUUGUUGGCUUUUGCGGGGGCGACGAUGAAGGAGGAUUUUUGAAAUAUGACAGAUAGUCUUUGUGACAGAUAUCUACGCUUGGGUUUUUGAUGAUUUUGGUUUCUUAAGACGUAAUACUUAAUAAAUUAAUAAUUUUAAAGUAAAAAUUAAAAAAAAAUGGUUCGUUGUAAUGUGAAAGGUUGUACAAGAACACAAAAACAAGAUAAAAAUCAUUCAUUCUUUUCUGAGCCGAAAAAUUUAAUGAUACGAAAGCAAUGGAGAAAAUUUGCUGGUAUUACGAAUAAUCCAAAAGAUUUUCGCAUUUGUUCGGAUCAUUUUGAAUUGUCCUGUUAUCGAAAGAGAACACCACCACGUUGGUUGUUAUAUCGAGAAGCAGUCCCAACGAUUCGUAUGGGAGAGGAUCAUUCUUAUGCAUCAUCUGCAGGGACUCAUUCAUCAUCAAAUGCUUCAGCAACAAUUUCUUCACCGACACCAUAUCAACCAUCGCCUACAUCUACUAUUAGAACAUCAGAUCAACCUAGUAUUUCCGCAUCUAUAGAUUAUUCGCAUAACUCUGUUACGUUGAAUACAGCAGACAAAGCGACGAUGUAUGUUCAAGAAAACGUUUCUUCUUCCAGUACACCAGUGUUUAGCGAAAGCAUACCAAAAAAUUUCAAUAACUUUAACACAAUCGGUAUAUGUUCUUCACCCGUUAGUAGUAAGCUAAGUUCAUUAAAUGCAAAAGUGUCUCCAAACUCACGUUCUCAACAAUCAUCAAGAUUAUUAAUGACUUCAUCGAAAAAAGUGAGUCGAGUACCAAGAACAUUAGUUUUCAAAAAUUCUACUGUUCCACCAAAAGAAGCAGUAACUUCGCCUUCUAAGUUACAUCAUAUGAAGAGUAGUACAUCAUAUAAUCAAUUAAGAAUAAGAAAUAAAGUUGAUCGUCAAGUGCAAUUAACACCAAAGUCUUCACGUAUUAAAAUAAAGAUCGUUUGUUAG
This is a messenger RNA of Chrysoperla carnea, 1013 nucleotides long. RefSeq lists its product as uncharacterized. NCBI's taxonomy places the organism in Eukaryota, Metazoa, Arthropoda, Insecta, Neuroptera, Chrysopidae. Gene Ontology annotation, molecular function: sequence-specific DNA binding. The coding region runs from base 192 to 1013 and encodes 273 amino acids. The record is from RefSeq and is a predicted model, not a curated record. The transcript has 5 exons.